CCUGUUUUUAGAGGAGUGAGUCUCCAUCCCUCAGCACCUCCCGGUCGAUGGUCGUAGAGGAAGCUUCCAUCUUGAGCAGCGCUUCUACAGUCGGAACCAUGGCGAGCGACUCCCCGGCGCGGAGUCUGGAUGAGAUAGACCUGUCUGCACUACGGGACCCAGCUGGGAUCUUUGAGCUGGUCGAACUGGUUGGAAAUGGCACCUAUGGACAGGUCUACAAGGGUCGCCAUGUCAAAACAGGCCAGCUUGCUGCUAUCAAGGUCAUGGACGUUACUGGAGAUGAGGAAGAGGAGAUUAAAGCAGAGAUUAAUAUGCUGAAGAAGUACAGUCACCACAGAAAUAUUGCAACCUAUUAUGGUGCUUUUAUCAAGAAAAACCCUCCUGGAAUGGAUGACCAGCUAUGGCUGGUGAUGGAGUUCUGUGGGGCCGGAUCGGUGACGGACCUGAUCAAAAACACCAAAGGGAAUUCUUUGAAGGAGGAGUGGAUCGCCUACAUCUGCAGGGAGAUACUUAGGGGCUUAACCCAUCUCCACCAGCACAAAGUCAUCCACAGGGACAUAAAGGGCCAGAAUGUGCUACUGACUGAGAACGCAGAAGUUAAACUGGUGGAUUUUGGUGUGAGUGCCCAGCUGGACCGCACGGUGGGGAGAAGGAACACAUUUAUCGGGACGCCGUACUGGAUGGCCCCCGAGGUCAUCGCCUGUGACGAGAACCCUGACGCCACAUACGACUUCAAGAGUGAUCUGUGGUCGCUCGGCAUUACAGCCAUAGAGAUGGCAGAGGGAGCACCACCCCUGUGCGACAUGCAUCCAAUGAGAGCGCUCUUCCUCAUCCCCAGAAACCCUGCUCCCAGGCUUAAGUCAAAGAAGUGGUCGAAAAAGUUCCAGUCGUUCAUAGAUAGCUGUUUGGUGAAGAGCCACAGCCAGCGACCGAGCACCGAGCAGCUCCUCAAACACCCGUUUAUCAGAGACCUUCCCAACGAGCGGCAGGUCCGGAUCCAGCUAAAGGACCACAUUGACCGAACCAAGAAGAGGAGAGGAGAGAGGGAUGAAACAGAAUAUGAGUACAGUGGUAGUGAGGAAGAGGAUGAAGAGAGGGAUAUCGGAGAGCCCAGCUCAAUCAUCAACAUUCCCGGGGAGUCCACUCUCAGACGGGACUUCCUGCGCCUCCAGCUGGCCAAUAAGGAGCGAUCGGAGCUGAUCCGGCGUCAGCAACUUGAGCAGCAGCAGAACGAAGAGCACAAGCGCCAACUACUGGCUGAGAGGCAGAAACGCAUCGAGGAGCAGAAGGAGCAGCGGCGACGGCUGGAAGAGCAACAGCGUCGAGAGCGGGAGAUGAGGAAGCAGCAGGAGCGGGAACAAAGGAGGAGGUAUGAGGAGAUGGAACAGCUCCGGCGGGAGGAGGAGAGGAGGCACGCAGAGAGAGAACAGGAGUAUAUCCGUAGACAGCUGGAGGAGGAGCAGAGGCAGCUGGAGAUCCUGCAACAGCAGCUUCUGCAAGAGCAAGCUUUACUGCUGGAGUACAAGAGGAAGCAGAUUGAGGAGCAGCGGCAGGCGGAGCGGCUGCAGAGGCAGCUGCAGCAGGAGCGGGCCUACCUGGUGUCUCUGCAGCAGCAGCAGCAGGAGCCUCCGCGGCCGCCACAGGACAAGAAGCAGCUUUACCACUACAAGGAUCAGGCGCCAAGCAGCAACGACAAGCCAGCCUGGGCCAAAGAGGUGAUGCGACGAGCUCAGAGCAAUUCACCUCGCAUCCCCCCAAAGAAGUAUCACUCCUUCAAAGAGAAGCGGGAAGUCAACCUGGACAACCUCCUCCUGCUGCCUGGUUACAGGCCUCCCCGGCCCCGCCCCCCUUCUUACCCUGCUCAUGUCAGCCCCUCCAGGGACAACCUGCAUGUACCCAGAAUCAGGAUCACCUGCCUACCCGAGGAGAAUUAUUCAGACCCACCCAUGAGGAGGGAGAGUCCCGGCAGGAGCCCCGUGAGGUGCCCUGACUCCAGGGGCCGCAGCCCCGCCCGCCGGGUGGAGGAACAUUAUAAGAUGAACAGACAGGAUUCUCCUGCAUUGCAGCAUAAAGUCUCCAACCGGAUCUCGGACCCAUCCUUGCCGCCCCGCUCUGAGUCCUUUAGCAGUGGAGGAAUCCAGCAGGCCAGGACUCCACCCAUGCACCGCUCCGUAGAACCGCAGAUGGCCCACCUGGUGCAGGUGAGGAGUCACGGCCUGUCAGGCUCCCAGUCCCUGUACGACCCCCACGGCGUGUCCUCCACCUCCGCGUCGCCCUCCCCCUCCCGGCCUCCCAUGCCCCGGCAGAACUCCGACCCCACGUCCGACACCCCUCCUCCCCCGCCACUGUCCCGCCUGGCACCCCCCCUCGACAAACUGGACCGCAGCUCGUGGCUGCGACAGGAUGACGACAUGCCGCCCAAGGUUCCUCAAAGGACCACUUCCAUUUCGCCUGCCUUGGUCCGUAAGAACUCUCCUGGAAACGGUCCUGGACUCGGUCCGCGGGCUGGAGCUCACCUCAUCCGGGCCAGCAACCCUGACCUGCGGAGGACUGAUAUUUCCAUGGAUACGCCUCUGAAGAGGACGAGCAGCGGCAGCUCUUCCAGCUCCAGCACCCCCAGCUCCCAGGGAGGCUCCAACGAACGAGGUAAUUCUGCUGCUAAAACCGACGGCUCCACGCUUUCCUCCCACGACACCAAAGACGACAGCAGAGAGCUGACUCGGCCCAGCAGGCCUGCAAGUUAUAAAAAAGCUUUAGACGAGGAGGAGUUGGACCUGACGGCUCUGGCCAAAGAGCUGAGGGAGCUGCGGCAGGGAGAGGAGACCAGCCGUCCGCCCGUCAAAGUGACCGACUACUCCUCCUCCAGCGAGGAGUCCCACAGCAGUGAGGAUGAGGAGGGAGAGGGCAGAUCUAAUGAUGGUUCGGUUGCCGUUAGCGAUAUACCACGCAUCAUGCCUCCAGCAAGUCAAAGCACCAACGAGUCCUUCGGUGAGGUCGGAGGUGAAAACGACAGCCACAGCGACUCGUAUGGAGACAGCUCCCAGGACAACACGCUCAUGAUGAGAGAGUACGGGAUGGGAGGCAGCGGAGGCUCCAAGGCUUCCUUCACCCCGUUUGUCGAUCCCAGGGUGUACGGCACCUCUCCGACUGACGAUGACGAGAAGAGCUCUGCUGCAGCUCUGUUUGCCGACGAGCUGCUGAAACAGGAGCAGGAGCAGGCGAGGCUCAACGAGGCCAGGAAGAUCUCUGUGGUCAACGUGAACCCGACCAACAUCCGGCCGCACAGCGACACGCCCGAGAUCCGAAAAUACAAGAAGCGGUUCAACUCUGAGAUCCUCUGCGCUGCUCUGUGGGGAGUGAAUCUGCUGGUGGGGACAGAGAACGGCCUGAUGCUGCUGGACCGAAGCGGCCAGGGCAAAGUUUACAACCUGAUCAAUCGAAGGCGCUUCCAACAGAUGGACGUUCUGGAGGGACUCAAUGUUUUAGUCACCAUCUCAGGGAAGAAGAACAAGCUCCGAGUUUACUACCUGUCCUGGCUGAGGAACAGGAUAUUACACAACGACCCCGAGGUGGAGAAGAAGCAGGGCUGGAUCACAGUGGGGGAGCUGGAGGGCUGUGUGCACUAUAAAGUUGUGAAAUACGAGAGGAUUAAAUUCCUGGUGAUUGCUCUGAAGAACUCAGUGGAAAUCUACGCCUGGGCACCAAAACCUUAUCAUAAAUUUAUGGCCUUUAAGUCUUUUACAGAUCUUCAACAUCGCCCCCUGCUGGUAGAUUUAACCGUGGAAGAGGGCCAGCGGUUAAAGGUCAUCUAUGGCUCCACUGUUGGUUUCCAUGUGAUAGAUGUGGACUCUGGAAACCCGUAUGACAUAUACAUCCCCUCACAUAUUCAGGGUCAGGUUACCCCACACGCCAUCGUGGUCCUGCCCAAGACGGACGGCAUGGAGAUGCUGCUGUGCUACGAGGAUGAGGGCGUCUACGUCAACACCUAUGGGCGUAUCACCAAAGACGUGGUGCUGCAGUGGGGCGAGAUGCCCACAUCUGUGGCCUACAUCCACUCCAACCAGAUCAUGGGCUGGGGGGAGAAGGCCAUUGAGAUCCGGUCCGUGGAGACGGGACACCUCGAUGGAGUUUUCAUGCACAAGCGAGCUCAGCGACUCAAGUUCCUGACAGAGAGGAAUGACAAAGUCUUCUUUGCCUCGGUUCGCUCGGGAGGCAGCAGUCAAGUUUUCUUCAUGACCCUGAACAGAAGCUCCAUGAUGAACUGGUAACCCGCCUCCUUCUUGGAACCACCACCCUUUUGCAAGAGGGAUGACAGGAGGACAGUGUCCGUGCGUGUUUAUAUGUGUGUGUGUACUCA
Molecule: messenger RNA, 4357 nt
Organism: Cyprinodon variegatus (sheepshead minnow)
Lineage: Eukaryota; Metazoa; Chordata; Actinopteri; Cyprinodontiformes; Cyprinodontidae
Gene: tnikb
Product: TRAF2 and NCK-interacting protein kinase-like
Exons: 34
Coding region: 48-4268 (1406 amino acids)
Biological process (GO): protein phosphorylation
Molecular function (GO): ATP binding; protein kinase activity
Source: RefSeq, a predicted model, not a curated record